Molecule: messenger RNA, 1756 nt
Organism: Cyprinodon tularosa
Lineage: Eukaryota; Metazoa; Chordata; Actinopteri; Cyprinodontiformes; Cyprinodontidae
Product: G protein-activated inward rectifier potassium channel 1-like
Exons: 3
Coding region: 203-1750 (515 amino acids)
Biological process (GO): regulation of monoatomic ion transmembrane transport; potassium ion import across plasma membrane
Cellular component (GO): plasma membrane
Molecular function (GO): G-protein activated inward rectifier potassium channel activity
Source: RefSeq, a predicted model, not a curated record
GUAAAAAGGGGUCCAUUGCGCAGAAUCUCUGCUCGCUUACGAUUAAUUUACAGAAGAGAGGAACAUCUCCAUCUCUCAGGAUGCAAGAGUAGCGCGGUGGACAGUGCAGCUGCAUGGUUCUGGAGGACAAAAAAAGUUGCGCAAAAAGCCCAACCCUGUGCCAAGAGACCUUUUUUGGUUUUGUAGUUAGGUGAGUGGCACGAUGUCGGCUCUACGGAGGAAAUUUGGAGGGGACUAUCAGGUGGUGAACACCAGCAGAAGCAUGACUUUUUCUGCACCGGUGAAGAGGAAGCGGCAGCGCUUCGUGGAGAAGAACGGCCGCUGCAACGUCCAGCACGGUAACCUUGGCGGGGAGACCAGCAGGUACCUCUCCGAUCUCUUCACCACGCUGGUGGAUCUCAAGUGGCGUUGGAACCUGCUCAUCUUCAUCCUCACCUACACCGUGGCGUGGCUGGUCAUGGCUUCAAUGUGGUGGGUGAUCGCGUACAUCCGUGGAGACUUAAGCAACGGUGGCCACGACCCGUCCUACACCCCGUGCGUCGCCAAUGUGUACAACUUUCCCUCCGCGUUCCUCUUCUUCAUCGAGACCGAGGCUACCAUCGGCUACGGCUCGCGCUACAUCACAGAAAAGUGCCCAGAAGGCAUCAUCCUCUUCCUCUUCCAGUCCCUGCUGGGCUCCAUCGUGGACGCCUUCCUCAUCGGCUGCAUGUUCAUCAAGAUGUCGCAGCCGAAGAAGCGCGCGGAGACGCUCAUGUUCAGCCAGGACGCGGUGAUUUCGCAGCGGGACGGAAAGUUGUGCCUCAUGUUUCGAGUGGGGAAUCUGCGUAACAGCCACAUGGUGUCCGCGCAGAUCAGGUGCAAACUCAUCAAGUCUAGACAGACCCCGGAAGGAGAGUUCCUGCCCCUGGAUCAGUGUGAGCUGGACGUAGGAUUUGGCACGGGGGCCGAUCAACUUUUCCUGGUGUCACCUCUUACCAUCUGUCAUGAGAUCAACACCAAGAGCCCUUUCUUUGAUCUCUCCCAGCGCUCGCUCAUGAACGAGCAAUUUGAGAUAGUAGUUAUUCUGGAGGGCAUUGUGGAAACUACAGGAAUGACUUGCCAGGCGAGAACAUCUUACACUGAGGAUGAAGUCCUUUGGGGCCAUCGCUUUCUCCCUGUCAUGUCGCUUGAAGAAGGAUUCUUCAGAGUGGACUACUCUCAAUUCCACAACACCUUUGAGGUUCCCACUCCUCCCUACAGUGUCAAAGAACAGGAGGAGAAAUCCUCUCUGUCAUCACCGAAUCCUAUACCGUUGGCUCCCACUCUUCCCUCCCCAGUGCUGGGCAACAGAGUAGUUCGCCGGGAAAGGCUCCUGUCAGCCGACCAUGCAGAGCACCCUGAGGGCCAGGCCUCUAGGCUGCCCAGCAAACUUCAGCGGAUGAGCUCCACCAAAGAGGAGCACCUGUGGAGGGCGCUAAAGACAGGGACAGCUUUGCCCGGGGGUAAAGCCUCCAGCACAGGAGACCUUUCGCUCAGUAUCCAGCGGUUUAGGUCCAGUUCUAUCCCAGCAGUGAAGCAAGGACAGCCUGAGGAGCAAGUUAAACUCCUGUCCCUCGACCUUGAUGCUGAGGAAGGGGAUUUGGUGAAACACAGACAGCCAGCAGCAAUUAACACCAUUGCAACACCAGCACCAGUCCAAUUCUCUUUGGUGGGGAAUCGGCCAGAAGACAAUCUACCCCCAAAACUGCGUAAAAUGAAUGCUGAUCGCUAAAAAAAA